ACUUGGAUGAAAAUGGGCAUGACAGCAGAUGGAAGAAUUAGUCAGUUGUAUUAUAAUGGUGUUACUUCGUUUAUUCAAUUUGCAAGAGCGGUUAUUGAUGCACAAGGCUAUAUUCCGUGUCCGUGUCUAAAGUGUGUAAACUUUUACCGGAAAAGUCCAGAAGUUGUGCGAAUUCAUUUGAUUCAACAUGGGAUUAUGCAAAGUUACACUAUCUGGCAUGAGCAUGGAGAACCCCGUGAAUUAGAUGAUGUUCGGCAUCAUGAAAUGAGAGAUGGUGAUCUAGGUGGUAUGGAUGCUUUGGUGGAAGAUCGAAUAAGAGGGGAACCAAUAGAUGCGACCCAACAUGAGGAAGUGCAGAACUUUGAUAAACUUUUGAAUGAUUCCCAGCGCGAGAUAUACCCAGAAAUGUCUAGAGGAGAAAAAGUGUCUACCAAAAAAAAACAAGGAAAAGUAAUGCUCCAGCCUAAUUUUCUAGCAACUCAUUACAAAACACAUUAUGAGAGGAUAAGAGAUGAGAAAGUAAAGAGGAACAAUGAGGUAUUGGAAUCUCUUGGGGUUAUGAAAAUUGCAACAUCUAUGAUGGGAUCAGCUCGGCACCAGUGUGCUAAUGAUAAUGGGAAGCGUGGUAGGGCUGAUCAGGUGGACGACCCUGACUAUAUGCUAUCAAAUGAUGAGGAUGGUCAUGGCUAUAACAGUGAGUCUAAUGACUCUUUCGAGCAAGAGGACAUAGAGACACCACCAGGUGGUCUACCAGCACAAUCACAUACAGAGCCACAAUGUGGUGCAACUCUGAUCUCCGAGAGGGUCACCCGAUCAACACCUCAUCCCAGCAUGGAAAGCCAAGCCUCACUGCCUCCCAUUGCUCAGCCACAAAAUGACGUGCUACCUGAGAACAAUGGCGAAAUUAAUAGACCUACCCGUGGACCUACGCGAGGCAUUGAAGCUCAGGGACUCAUUGACAAACAAGGAAAGCUUCCAGUUCCCAUUCCACAACUAUUUCGUGCGCCGGUAGGAAAGCAUGCUGCUCAAUUGGCCUCAAGGAUUGGUGUCGAGGUUCGCACACAUGUGAUAGACGUUGGCGUCCCUAGGUGGAAGGCAGUAGAUGAGAGUGUUAAAGCACCUAUACUUCAGCGCAUAAUGGAUAAGUUUGACUUGCAAGGAGAUCCAAUCGAUGUUGAAAAGGCAGUGGCAACACAAUGUGGACGGAGGUUGAGCAAUCACAACUUCGUUUUGCACAAAAAGUACAAGAAACUUAAAGAAACAAGGGGGGAAGAGUAUGCUAGAAACAACCCACCAGCUGGUGUCAAUCCAGAGCAGUGGACGAGCUUAGUCACUAAGAAGUGGACAGUUCCAAAAUGGCUGGUAAUCUUGUUCACCAUAGAAAUAGUCAUGGUUCUUGUUAUAGCAUCCUAAUCUUGGAUUUUAUUGAAAAACCAUAUCCUAAACUUGAAACCCUUAUAGU
Molecule: messenger RNA, 1462 nt
Organism: Rhododendron vialii
Lineage: Eukaryota; Viridiplantae; Streptophyta; Magnoliopsida; Ericales; Ericaceae
Exons: 5
Coding region: 7-1413 (468 amino acids)
Source: RefSeq, a predicted model, not a curated record